AAAGUCAGCUUUAGUGUAAACGUCAUGGUUUUAAAGGCAGGGCACACGCAGAGCCCAGGCGCCGCCGUUCCCUCCCACGUUCCCUCGUGCGGGUCCCUUUCAUCCGACGAGGACGGCCCCAGUGGCCAUUCCGGCCUGUGCGACGGGGAGCUGGCCCGGAACUUACAGGACACCAUCAGGCGCCGCAUCCUUUUCCUCUCAGAGCAGCUGCGAGCGGAGAAGGCCAGUCGGGACGAGCGCACCGUGAGCUACCUCAAGCUGGUGUCUAAAGCUGACCGGCACCGGGCCCCCCGCGUCCGGCAGGCCUUCGAGAAGCUGAACCAGCGCGCCUCCGCUGCCAUUGCCCGGAUCGAGCGAAGGCUCCGCCGUUGUCAUCGGCAGCUGCAGGAGCUGCAGCGGGGCUGGAGGCCCAAGGGCCUCGCGCAGAAGGCGGAAAGCGGCCCGCAGCCCUGCAGGCGGCCCGGGGAGAAGGCCCCGCUUUCAGAGCCGCCCAGGCCCGGUGGGGAAGCCCGCCUGCCCGCCGAGCAGUCUGGUGUGGUCCGACACUCGCCCCUGGCCAGUGGCUUCCCGGCUCUGCAGCCGGGCAAGGCCCCGGGGCCGAAGCGUGCGGCCCAGCAGCGGGCCGAGCUCUUGUGGACGGUGAGGGAAGACCUGGGAGAGGUCAGGGAGCUCCACCUCGGCCUCCAGGGGGCCUAUCAGCGCCUGAAGGAGAGUCAUCUGAUGGACCUGCGGGUGUCACUGGAGUCCCUGCAGGAAGAGAAACGCAGACAAGCAUCGAUGCAAGAACAGGUGAACGAGCACGUCCAGGGGCACUUGGAUGAGAUUUGCCGCCUCAAACAGAAUCUGGCCUGCGCCGAAGAGAAAAUGGCCUAUCUGUCCUACGAGAGAGCCAAGGAAAUUUGGGAGGUCAUGGAGACUUUCAAGAACCGUAUGUCUAAGCUUGAAACUCUGCAGCGGGCAACGCAGCUGGAGGUGGCGGACAGCCCCGGGAGCCGGCCCCAGGGGCUCGCGCUCCGGCUCAGGAGCCUGCUCCUUGUGCCGGCCACCGCCCUCCUGGCUGGCCUGGCCUGGCCCGCACCGCUGCUGGGCUCCCGCCUGCGCGCUGCCGCUGCCCUCCUGCUCGUCGGGCUUGGGGCCCUGGCCUGGAGGAGGUGGCACACCCUCACCGCGGCCUGGCGGGCCUGGGUCCCCUCCAGACAGAGACGGCAUUCCAGGGAACCUGAGCCUCCAGCACGGGGGCCCUAGAGGGGCUGGGGCUGCUGGCUCAGGCCGCCUUCUGGGUGCCAAGGGCGCCCGGCCAGCCCUUCCCGGACAGCUGCUUCUCCACACUUCCUCUCUGACUC
Hyaena hyaena (striped hyena) is the source of this 1343-nucleotide messenger RNA. RefSeq names its product testis expressed 28 (gene TEX28). The transcript has 4 exons. The record is from RefSeq and is a predicted model, not a curated record. NCBI's taxonomy places the organism in Eukaryota, Metazoa, Chordata, Mammalia, Carnivora, Hyaenidae. Bases 25 to 1245 code for a protein of 406 amino acids. Gene Ontology annotation, cellular component: endomembrane system.